Messenger RNA from Elaeis guineensis (African oil palm), 1419 nucleotides. RefSeq lists its product as uncharacterized. Gene Ontology annotation, cellular component: EKC/KEOPS complex; nucleus; cytosol. NCBI's taxonomy places the organism in Eukaryota, Viridiplantae, Streptophyta, Magnoliopsida, Arecales, Arecaceae. Gene Ontology annotation, molecular function: protein serine/threonine kinase activity; ATP binding. Gene Ontology annotation, biological process: protein phosphorylation. The record is from RefSeq and is a predicted model, not a curated record.
GAGGGAAGAUAGGAGAGAGAGAGAGAGCAGGAGGGGUGGAGAGAGGGAGAGGAGGAAAGCAAACGAAAGCGCAUGGCGGACUCGUUGCGAGGGUUUUUUUUCUCGCUGGAUACAAGAGGGAGGGGAGAAGAAACUUAGAGGGAAAAAUUGUAAAUUUCUCCAACUCCUGAGGCGAGGCUCAAGGUUUCUUCGCUCGUCCCCUUCUUAAUCUAGCGUUAGGUCUUUUCUUUCUCUUCUUCCGCGUGGCGUCGUGGCAGAAAAAGAAGGACUCUUGCAUCCUCAUCUAUUCAUACACCUAGCCGUGCGUUGCCCUAGACUUGUAUCUCCGGCUAAGAUUUCGGCGAGGCAUCCGUGGUCUCCGGCCGAUUCCAUCUCCGGCGACGAAGAGCGUCCAAGAUUCAUCGGGUAUAUUUAGCUUUCAGUGCAUAUAAGCAUUAUGGAGAUUGAUCAGCAACAAAAAGAGGAUUUUGGUGUACUGCUGAAACAGGGGGCUGAAGCUAGAGUUUUUGAGUCAAGUUUUGUGGGACGUAGAUCCAUUGUCAAGGAACGAUUUUCAAAGAAGUACAGGCAUCCAUUGCUAGACACAAAAUUGACUCUUAAGCGCUUAAAUGCGGAAGCUCGCUGCAUGACAAAAGCAAGGCGACUUGGUGUUCCCACUCCAGUUUUGUAUGCUGUGGACCCUUUGUUGCAUACUCUAACUUUUGAAUUCAUCGAUGGCCCAUCUGUGAAAGAAAUACUCCUGGAUUUUGGAUUAAAUGGUGUUGUUGAGGAACAACUAAAUGACAUUGCGAUGCAGAUAGGGAAUGCAAUCGGAAAGCUACACGAUGGAGGUCUUGUUCAUGGUGAUUUGACAACAUCAAACAUGAUUAUCAAGGAAGGGACAAAUCAGCUGGUCCUUAUUGACUUUGGUCUGAGCUUCACAUCAACUCUUCCUGAGGAUAAAGCAGUUGAUUUAUACGUGCUUGAGAGAGCUUUGUUGUCUAUGCAUUCAUCAUGUGGGAAUGUGAUGGACAAAAUACUUGCUGCAUACAGGAAGUCUUCAAAACAGUGGUCUUCUACCAUGAACAAGCUAGCUCAAGUGCGACAGCGUGGUCGGAAGCGUACCAUGGUAGGAUGAGCAUUCUCAGCUGUAGUAAUUCUGUGCAUGUAAAGACAGGCCAUGUAGACUAAUUUGAAUGAAAGCAGUAUAGGAAUUAAUGGAGAUGACUAUUCAUUAUUCAUCAAUUGAAUGAUGUGUUUGCUUGUAGCAAAUUCUCUAAUAACCAAAUGAGAUUGAGAUUUUGUUUUCAAUUCCUAUUUUCCACGUCUUCAUUUCCUAUAACUGUGAAGCUGUUGCAACAUAUGCUGCUUUUUGCUUCUCAGAAGUUCUGUAUGUAUUGCAUUUAUUUAUGAUAAUGCUUCAAAAUCUGUCCACAGUAA